Messenger RNA from Hemibagrus wyckioides, 1440 nucleotides. Its product is annotated as ectonucleotide pyrophosphatase/phosphodiesterase family member 7-like. The transcript is spliced from 7 exons. NCBI's taxonomy places the organism in Eukaryota, Metazoa, Chordata, Actinopteri, Siluriformes, Bagridae. The record is from RefSeq and is a predicted model, not a curated record. The coding region runs from base 1 to 1440 and encodes 479 amino acids.
AUGUGGAGUUUGUGUGUGGGUCUGUGUGUGUUUGCUUGCUCUCUGCAGGCAAUGCCUCUUGGCAAAAAUAACUGCUCAGGUCGCAGCAAGGUGUUGCUGAUCUCCUUUGAUGGCUUCAGGUGGGAUUAUGACAGGAGAGUGGACACACCUAACCUGGACCAAAUGGCUAUAGAUGGGGUGAAAGCCCCUUAUGUGACACCAGCCUUCGUUACCAUGACCAGUCCUACUCACUUCACAAUACUUACAGGAAGAUAUAUUGAAAAUCACGGAGUGAUACACAACAUGUGGUUCAACACCAGCACGUCAGAGAAGAAGCCAUACUACCAAACACAGUUUGUGAACGAGUGGUGGGAUAAUGGCAGCCUGCCCAUCUGGAUCACUGCUCAAAGACAGGGUCUCCAGGCUGGUUCACUUCACUUCCCUGGCACGGCUUCCACCUAUGAUGGUGAAAAAGCAGUAGUGUCUGAAGUGGAGCCUCGGUUCUAUAACUAUAGCAAUGAGACAGCAUGGCGCCAGAACAUCGACAAGGUCAUGAGAGACUGGUUUGGAGAAAAAGAUCUGGACUUUGUGUCCUUGUAUUUUGGAGAGCCAGACAGCACAGGCCACAAAUAUGGUCCAGAAUCUGAGCAGGUCAAGGACAUGGUGAGACAGGUGGACCGAACGGUGGGCUACCUAAGAGCUUCAGUUGAGCGUAACGGCCUCACCCAGUGCCUUAAUAUCAUCAUCACUGCAGACCAUGGCAUGACCACAGUGUUACGUAAUGGUGCAGUGAAUGAGAUUGUACUCUCUAAGAUCCCAGGAUUCUCUUUCCAAGAUCUAGACUUCCAUCUAGUGGACUAUGGGCCAUCUGGUUUGCUCCUCCCUAAAAAUGGAAGGCUAGAGAAAGUAUACAAUGCCCUGAAGGGUGCUCAUCCUCACCUCCAUGUCUACAAGAAAGAGGAAAUGCCCCACAGACUGCACUUUGCCCAAAAUAAUCGCAUAUUGCCCAUCAUCCUAUGGGCUGACUUGGGAUAUGUCAUUAAUGGGUACUUCCCAGUGCAGUUCAACAAAGGAGAACAUGGCUUUGACAAUGACUAUUUGGACAUGAAGCCAUUCUUCCGUGCAGUGGGGCCUGCCUUUCGGAAGAAUUUUAUGGUGGAGCCAUUUGAGACAGUACACAUAUACUCUCUGAUGUGCCACCUGCUGGGCAUCAUACCUGAACCCAAUGACGGACACCUGAAUGCCACGCGUGCCAUGUUGGUCUCCUCUGAACAAGCACAAGAAAAAAACUCAUCUGUUGUAUCCGGAGUGUUCAUUGGCCUCGGGGCUAUGGCGGGUUUGCUGCUGAUUGUGUUUGUUGCCAUGGUGACCCACAGUGUCCUUAAGCGACGGAAGAACAAACAGAGAUCCGGUAGUUUUGAAAAUGCUGAAGAUGAUGACAAAAAGCAAACAUCAUUUUAG